CAGAUUACACAUUCAGUCGGAUAAGUUUCGUGAAUCGCAAUUCAUUUUUCUCUUAGAAAAAUUGCACAAACAAAGUAAAUCUAAAUGGAAUCUGAAGUCAAAAAGCCUUUCCUCAUAGGUGUUGCUGGAGGCACAGCGUCAGGAAAGAGUACUGUAUGUAAACGAAUAAUUGGAAAGCUUGGGCAAGCUGAAGUAAACGAUCAGCAACGUCAAGUCGUUUCGAUAAGUCAAGAUAGUUUUUACCGUGAGUUGACCCAAGAAGAGAAAUUGCGAGCUCAGAAAGGUCGAUUCAAUUUCGAUCAUCCUGACGCUUUUGACGAGAAAUUGAUGUACACGACAAUGAAGGAUAUCCUUGAAGGAAAGAAAGUUACAAUCAAUUCUUAUGACUAUCGAACCAACUCAAUUUGUCCUAACAAAACUGUCACAAUUUAUCCUGCUGACGUUGUACUCUUCGAAGGGAUUCUUGUCUUCUACUUUCCAGAGAUUCGUGAAUUGUUUCACAUGAAACUGUUUGUUGACACAGACUCCGAUACAAGACUUGCCCGACGUGUCCCUAGAGAUAUUAACGAACGUGGACGUGACUUGGACCAAGUUUUAAAUCAAUACAUGCUGUUUGUUAAGCCAGCAUUCGAAGAAUUUUGCAGUCCAACGAAAAAGUUCGCUGAUGUCAUAAUUCCUCGUGGUGCUGAUAACACUGUUGCGAUCGAUUUGAUUGUCCAUCACAUAAACGAUAUUUUACAUCCGACUGCAAGCUUAAAUGGACUCAACGGACAUUCGAAUGUUGCGAUCGAUUUGAUUGUUCAACAUAUUCGAGAUUUUCUCAGCAACCGUUUGAGUCUCGACGCUUUAACUCUCUCACCCACCUCCACGCCUGCUUUGAAUGGGGCUGCUAUUAAUGGCUCACGAGGUAAGAACAUUUUCUUUAAUGGUGAUCCCAACUAUCGACCUCAUUAAAUAACAUGAGAUAAAACUUCACCAUUUAACAAAGAAAACGAAAAUAUUCAUUUUAAUUUGAUGCCAAAGUCGCACCGCUGUCCUUCAUCACAUCUUAAGAUUUUUUUUAAAGUUUGUCUUUAAGUUCAAAGUAAACAAAAAACAAAAAUUUUAGACAAUUAUUUAACUCUAGUUUAAUUAAUUUUUUGCUUGUAAGCAUCCAUCAACCAACCAAACCCAAUCAUCAUUGUGUAAAAAUGUAAUUUAUAUUUUUUUCUCAUUUUUAAAUGUCGCAGAAAAUCCUUUGCUGUGAAAGGAGUAACUGCAUUAAUAUUUCUUUCUGUAGCCUCUGAUGCUUUGCUGAUUAACCAAAAAAAUAAAGAAACAGACACAAAUAAUUAACUAUCAAUAACUAGAUUCAUAUUUAAUUAAGUAGACACUCACAAGUUCUAAUGAAAUAAUUCUAACUUUAUUUUACAUAAAUUCGUACAUUUUGUUUGUAGUCGUAACAUAAACAAGAUACAGAAAAAGUUUAAAACAUGUAGGUAGAUUACAAUAACAUUAAUUCAGCAUUCAACUUUUGCUGACUUAAAAUCGCUCGAAAACAAUGCAAAAAAAACUUUGAAAUUUCAUAUCCAUUCUUAAUGAAAAAGAAAAUUUGAUUUUAAAAAUGUCUAAUUAAGAUUAUUAAUUCUUGUUUUGAUGUGUUAUUUGCAUCUUUUUUAUGUUUUUUUGAUGUUAUCUAGUCAGAUUUAAAGCCAGCUUACAUUGAAGUAAAAUAGUUUCGUUUUAAGCAUCCAACUGGAAAAAAUAAUCAACAUAAAGAAACAAAGAAAUGUCAUAAAUAAGAAUCAAAUUUAAAGAGAAAUUUAAAUAAUUAAUUACAGCAUGUAAGGCUUAUUAAGUUCAUUGCAAGAGUUUUGUUUUCGUGUUCCACGCUUUUAAAGUGUUUUGUGUUGUUUUACAAUUCGUUAAAACUAAUUUUUAAGAAAGAAAAGAUAUUUUGGGUUUGAACAUUUAUUAAAUUAUGAUUUUAAUUUAUUUAUUCGAUUUCUUUUUGUUUCUUUUAUUUACAUUCCUUACUUUCCAUUUUCAACUCAAGAUGAGUUUCUUCAAUCAGCUUUAAGAAGAUUCUCUUCAUCCGUUAUCAAUAGAAAGCUCUUUACAAUACUCUAUGAUCGCCACAUUUAAAAUAUUAAAUUGCUUUAAUUAUUGAAGAAGAAAAGUUAAUAAUCUUGUACAGGAAAAAGUAAAUGUCGAAUUUUAUUUUCAUUUCUUUGUUUUUAGAAAGCAGAAAUAGAUAUUUAGUUCAUUUUAUCGUUUAUUACAAUUUAUUAUUUUAGGAGAUCUCUGGACGAAUUAUAUUUGGUUAUGAGUAAAUUUAAUUUACCUUAAAAACAUUUUAUUUUGACGUCAAUUGACAUACAUUUUAUUAAAAGUAAAACUCAAACUCUACAUAGAUAGUUAAAUAUCUUUCAAAAAAUAUUUGGAUCUGUAUUUGAGAAUAAAUUUUGAGAAUAUUGAAAGCAUCAUUGAAGUUUACAAUGAAAAAUAUCUUGAUGAUGCUUUUAAAAGUUCUUUUAAAUAUUUUAGAUAAAUGAUUAGAAAAUUUUAAGAAAAUUGUGAUGGUUGCACACUUGAAAAAUGUAAAGAAAGAUUUUUCUUGAAAUCCAUGAAUAAAAAGCCAGAUAUUUUC
This is a messenger RNA of Clunio marinus, 2629 nucleotides long. The record is from the annotation of a GenBank genome assembly. Lineage: Eukaryota; Metazoa; Arthropoda; Insecta; Diptera; Chironomidae.